AUGUUUGUUUUGAAAUGGGAUGGGAAGGCCGGAGAAGACGAAAGUGCGGAGCGCACUGAGAGGCACCCUGUGUAUUAUGUUAUCUUGGAGUAUCUGCUGCCCGUUGCCGUUCAUUUGCUGCUCUUCAGAGCAGAUCUGCGUUGCAUCCUACAGUCCAUUGGGACGCUGCUUUUGGUCUUCUUGCUUGGAUCAGGUCUCAAAGUUCGGUUAUGUAAAAGUGGAGAAGCUUAUGAAUGUCGAAUGAUACUCCCAUGUGAUGCACAUCAGCUCCACGGUUACGGGGGAGUUGUUGGAUCAUCUAACUGGCUGUAAUGUUGGAACAUAAUCUAUUGUUGCAGUUUGAUGUAGACCAAUGUAUUUGGAAAAGUUGCACCAGUCCUCUAUCUAGACCAGUGUAUUUGGAUGUAAGCUAUUGCAGAUUGCAAUUUGUUAUUGAUUGUGCUUAAAGAUGAACUUCAUUUCUCUGGCCUACUGAUCACAGUCUAUGAAGGGAAACAACUUUUUGAAUUUGGGCUCACAUAAUAAGAUCUUGCCUUGUAUUGUUGUGGAUGAUUCGCAAAGAACAACACUUAACAAUUGCCCGAUGCAAAAAUGAAGAAAUUUACAGAAGAUGCUAUCAAAUUCAAAAUGGAUGACAGUAUGUGGAUUCAUAAUUUUCACAUUAUCCUUUGUGUUUAUGUUUUAAUUGACAUGAGCAUAAAGUUUGAAGUUUACUGUUUUUCUUUGGUUUUACUAUGAAUGAAGCAUACCUUCAAUGUCAUGAUAUUUCCUUUCCUGGCUUUUUGCAUUUGCUGAACUGUCCGACUUUGAUGAUGAGAAGGUACAUGUUGAUUUCCCUAUAUUUGGUAUUUGAAGAUGGGCACUAUGAGUUGCUGCUGAUGUAUUUAAUUAUUUCAUAAGUUUUGUUUAUUGAUUUAUUGCCUAAAAAAAUGUAUCUGCCAUUUGGGGGUACCAUUUGUCGGCACUAACUAAAGCCAGGCAUUGG
This is a messenger RNA of Magnolia sinica, 985 nucleotides long. RefSeq lists its product as uncharacterized. NCBI's taxonomy places the organism in Eukaryota, Viridiplantae, Streptophyta, Magnoliopsida, Magnoliales, Magnoliaceae. The record is from RefSeq and is a predicted model, not a curated record. The transcript is spliced from 4 exons. Bases 1 to 312 code for a protein of 103 amino acids.